This is a messenger RNA of Naumovozyma dairenensis CBS 421, 1251 nucleotides long. RefSeq names its product cruciform cutting endonuclease (gene CCE1). The coding region runs from base 1 to 1251 and encodes 416 amino acids. The record is from RefSeq and is a predicted model, not a curated record. Gene Ontology annotation, molecular function: flap-structured DNA binding; Y-form DNA binding; DNA endonuclease activity. Lineage: Eukaryota; Fungi; Ascomycota; Saccharomycetes; Saccharomycetales; Saccharomycetaceae. Gene Ontology annotation, cellular component: mitochondrion. The transcript has a single exon.
AUGAAUCCAUUCUUAUCUAAAUUAAAUAUUUACUGUGGGAACUUAAAGGCUAAGACAUUAAAAGAUCUUUCAAUAAUUACAGGUUCACCAAUAGGAAUUACCAAAUCAGAACGUACCAAAGACAUUCUCAAUCAAUGUCUUGAUUUGGAACAAUUACGGCAAAGGAAACUUCAACAAGGUUAUAUAAUUAUAAAUUCAAUUGAUACUGGUAUUUCAAAUUUUUCAUUUACUAAAUUCAAAUGGAAUAUUAAUGAUAAAUUACCAAUAUUAUUAUCAUGGGAAAAGAUACAAUUACAACAAAAGUUUUUAACAAAUUUACCAAAUAACCACCACAAAAAAUUUGAUAAAUUAUCAAGUAAUAUGUCUCCUAAAGAAUUUUCAUUAUUGACACACAAUCUAGUAAACUAUUUAUUAUUAUUAUCAUCAUCACAGUCAUCACAAAGAUCAUAUACAAUUCCUGAUGUAUUUACAAUUGAAAGGCAAAGAACAAGAACAAUAUCAUCAAAAUUUGUUCUAGAUCCAAUUAUAAAUUGUAAUAUACUUGAAAAUUUAUUAUUCUCAUCUUUAGAAAAUAGACUAAGAAACUUGAAAGAUGUUGAUUCAAUAAAACCAUAUUUGGUAUUAUCUUCUAACCCUCAAAGAAUGACAUCAUUUUGGUGUCCUAAUAUGAAAACCAUGAAUAAUAAUAAUAAUAAUAAUAAUAAUAAUAAUAAUAAUAAUAAUAAUAAUAAUAAUAAUAAUAAUACUGAGGACCACGAGCCUUUAAGCGAGAAAAAGGAAAAGAGAGUUAAAUUGAAUGAUAAUAAACUUUCUAAAACUUUUAAGAUCAAUUUAGUGAAAGAUAUCUUGAGGACAAGAUGCUUAUCACAACAACAUUCAAAUGAUCAAUUUAUUGAGUUGGACUCACAUUGGGGAGACCAUUUAAACCAUGUCAUUACAAAGAAUCCAACGAAAUUUAAAUUGUAUGACUGUCUUAUAAAUGAUGAUGAAGAAAUGAACAAUUUGGGGCAAAAUGGUACUAAGAAAGAUGACGAUUUAGCUGAUUCAUUUUUACAUGGGUUGAGUUGGAUUGAGUGGUUAAGAUCAUACGAAGGUAUCUACAAACUAUUGAAUGAGGGAAAAGAGGGAGAAGAUAGAGAUAGCAACUCUGGUUAUAUAAAUGAAACACUGUUGAAUGAUUUCAUAGAAUACUGUCAUGAAAGAAAAUUGUUCGUGGAUAAAAUUCAAGAACGAGUUAUAAACUUGCCAUAG